Hipposideros armiger (great roundleaf bat) is the source of this 2897-nucleotide messenger RNA. RefSeq names its product glycosylphosphatidylinositol anchored high density lipoprotein binding protein 1 (gene GPIHBP1). The transcript is spliced from 5 exons. Lineage: Eukaryota; Metazoa; Chordata; Mammalia; Chiroptera; Hipposideridae. The coding region runs from base 1180 to 1806 and encodes 208 amino acids. The record is from RefSeq and is a predicted model, not a curated record. Gene Ontology annotation, cellular component: plasma membrane. Gene Ontology annotation, biological process: triglyceride homeostasis; positive regulation of lipoprotein lipase activity. Gene Ontology annotation, molecular function: acetylcholine receptor inhibitor activity; chylomicron binding; lipase binding.
AGCGUCUGCGGGGAGAGAGACGAACAGGUGGAGCAGAGGAGUUCCAGGGCAGUGAAAAUACUCUGGCAUGAAAUAUAAUGGUGGGUACACGUCAUCAUACGUGUGUCCAAACCCACAGAGAGUCCAACACCAAGAGUGAAGCCUAAUGUAGACCACGGACUUGGGGUGGUUACGACGUGUCGGUGUCGCUCAUCGAUUGUAACUAAAGUAUCACCUGGUGGGGCGUGUUGAUAAUGGGGAGGAUUUGUGUUUUGGGGGGAUAUAUAUGGGAAAUGUCUGUAUCUUCCUAUCAAUUUUGCUGGGAACUUAAAAUUGCUCUAAAAAACAAUGUCUGAUUUAAAAAAAAAAAGUUUAAGAACUGAAAAAAUCAUCAGUGCUGGCCUGGGCAUCUGGGGCUGGGUGGAGGGCAGCUCUGAGCCAGGCACUCCUCUCCCAGGCACCAAACCUCCCUCCAUAAAAGGAGGGGCCAGGACUAGCGCACACUCGAGGUCCAACAGCUCUAACAUUCUAGAACUUCGGACACGCUCCCACCAUCGCAUGGCCUUCCUCCAUCCUUCUGUGCACCCCCUGUGCUGCCCUCCUAGCACUGCUAUGACUGCGUUUUCACCCUCGCUCACCUGCUGGCCUGGGUGUGGCUACCCCCAGGCACUUCCAAAUUCCACUGGGGCCAGACCCAGCGGCCAGUGGGGACACAGACACAACAAGGUCAGGCUGCCUUCAGGGAGCUCCAGCCUCUUGGAGAGACGGCGCCAGCAGUCCUCCCCAGCUCGAUGUGGGGGUCAGCAAGUGUAGGGACACAUUAGGGACCCCCACACUUAGGCCCCUAGAACCAGGAUUGUAAAGUUGCUGCCUGAGCAAAAGCUUAGCAGUCAACUAAGUGUGACUGGAUGCUUGCCACACUGAAAACUGUGUGCAAAACCAAGGCCUUGAAGCUGUUUCAUUCCUCUCGAGCUAAGAGACAACUCCCAGACUACGAGUUUUCUCCCUUAGCCCUAGGGGUGUGCCUGUUAUUUUCUGUUCCUCUGUUAUCACUAAUAAGAGACUCUGUGGUCUGUCCUCCUCUCUGCUCUCUGCAUUGCCUGUCUCCAUUCUUGGCGUCUCCGGUCAGAAACACCACAAGCGAGCCGAGACUCAGGGCUCGAGGCGUGGAAGGAUCAGGCACCUGGGCUGAGCUGGAGAAUGGGGAGAACGAAGCCCAGGGUGUCAGCAGAAGAUCCAGCGCCCCAGCAGGACCGAGUGAGCAGACCCAAAACCCCCGGCAGGAUGAAGGUGCUCCCAGCUGUCCUUCUCACCUUGCUGUUGUGCAGGCAACCAGGCAUCCCUACACGGUCAGGGAGAGGGCAGGCACAGGACGAGGACAAUGACGAGGACAAUGACGAGGACAAUGACUACAGCGACGGCGACGAGGAGGACAAGGAGGGCGAGAAGGACGAGGCAGGCGGCGGGGCCAGAGGGCAGCUGCAGUGCUACUCCUGCGACCUCUUGCACUGGGAAGAAGGCUGUAACCAGACGCAGCGCUGCCUUCUCGGCGAGACCUUCUGCAAAACAUUCAUCUCCCAGGGGAAUACUGGGUCCGGUCCUUUGACCACCUACUCCUUGUGGUGCGCAGACAUGUGUAAAUCCUUUACCAGAAAGGUAGACGACACCCUGAUGACCAUGAACUGCUGCCAGACCUCCCUGUGCAACAUCCCACCUUGGCAGGGCUCUCAGGGCAACGGGGCAGGAGACCACCAGGGCGGCCCUAAGACUGUGGCCGCCGCCCUCCUGCUCAGCCUCCUCACUGGCCUUCAGGCAAUGGGGUCCUGAAUGGGGUGACACCGUGUCCACCCUGCCUGUCUCGUACCCUGGUGGGCCAGCACCCUGUCCAAUGCCAUCCCCUCCUGCCCCUCUCACCACCACCAGCUUUGGAGAAUAAACGUGGAGUACCUUUAAGGACUCGGCCAGCACCGGCUCCUCCCAGCCCGUCUGCAUUUCCUCAGUUUUCCCAUCGGGCAUCCUCUCCCACUGCCUGGGUGGCAGGACGGCUAGCACACGGGCCUCGGCCUCUCACGGGGCAGAUCCACACAGCCUCGCGCAGAGAAAACACUCGCUAUACGCCUGGGAGGAGCAGGCCCCAUUCUCUCCCUGGCUUCCCACCUCCAUCCACUCAUCUGCCUCCCAGCUCACCUGUAGGAGGUUUGGGGAGGGAGGCCGCCGAGGGUGUGGAUGGGGCUGAGGCGCGGUGAACGCGGGGUGGCUGGGAGAGGAGAGACAUGUGAGGCAAGGGGGUCAGUUGAGGUGGGCCUUCCCAGCCGGCCCCUCAGCCUGGUGGGUGCAGGUUGAGGGGACUGGCGAGGGCAGUGUGCUGGGGAGGGGUGGCCCAGGCCCUCUGGGUCCCCGGGAUCUGCUCUGGCUGGGUUGUGCAGUUGGCGGCUGGGCACUUGGCCUUUUUGACUGCACCAGACUCUGCUUUCUCACCAGUAGCUUGUGCCAGGACAGAGCUCUGUGCCUCAGUUUCCCCACCAGAGCAGUUACAGAACAAGGCUGAGAGGACCCCUGGAUCCCCACCAGCUCGACAUCCCUGGGUUGGGAAGUCCAGAGCUCUAUCCGGCCUGCCGUCUUCCCAGCAGGCAGUGCGGCCCUCUACCCUCCCUCCUCUCCUUCCCUUAACGGAAGGUCAAGGUCAAGCUGGUGGGGCUGGCAGGCUCCUUCCCCUUCCUCUUUCCUGCCAGCUGCAAUGAUGGCUGGAGCUCAGCAUCCACAUUGUGUCAUGAGGCAGCGCACUGAGAAUGGCAGGCCCACACUGAAGAAGGGGCCUGGGUCGCUGAUGACCUGAAGCCAUUAUACCAGCCCUGCACUGCCUGACCCAGAACCCCAUUACCUGGGAGGGAAAUAAACUUCUGCUGUGUUGGAGCUAA